This is a messenger RNA of Pogona vitticeps (central bearded dragon), 1410 nucleotides long. The record is from RefSeq and is a predicted model, not a curated record. NCBI's taxonomy places the organism in Eukaryota, Metazoa, Chordata, Lepidosauria, Squamata, Agamidae.
UUUAACUGAUACAGUUUACAGAAGAAAAACUGGGACAAGCAGAGAAAACUGAAUUGGAUGCACAUUUAGAAAAUCUUCUGGGCAAAGCAGAAUGUACUAAACAUUGGACAGAAAAGAUUAUGAAACAGACAGAAGUUUUACUGCAGCCCAAUCCAAAUGCUAGAAUGGAAGAGUUUGUCUAUGAGAAACUAGAUCGCAAAGUACCAACUCGUGUGAAUAAUCCCGAACUGCUUGGCCAGUACAUGAUUGAUUCUGGGAAUGAGUUUGGUCCAGGAACAGCUUAUGGAAACGCUCUCAUUAAAUGUGGAGAAACACAAAAACGUAUUGGAGCGGCUGACAGAGAACUAAUACAGACAGCUGCAAUAAACUUCCUCACACCUCUAAGAAACUUUAUAGAAGGAGAUUAUAAGACUAUAAAUAGAGAGCGCAAAUUAUUACAAAAUAAACGUCUAGACCUGGACGCUGCCAAAACUCGACUGAAAAAGGCAAAAGUAGCAGAAGCUCGAGCUGCAUCUGAACAGGAAGUCAGGAUAGCCCAGAGUGAGUUUGAUCGACAAGCAGAAAUUACUCGACUUCUGUUGGAAGGCAUCAGCAGUACACAUGCACAUCAUCUUCGUUGUUUGAAUGAUUUUGUAGAAGCCCAGAUGACAUACUAUGCACAGUGUUACCAAUAUAUGUUGGACCUUCAGAAACAGCUUGGAAGCUUUCCAUCUACAUUUCUUGCUAACAAUAACCAGUCAACUUCAACCUGUGUCCCAAGUAGUUCUAGCACUACUGCAGCAUCCUCUGCCUCUGCCACAGCCUCAUUGUCUUCAGUAAGCAAUGCAGCAGUUACUUCAAGCUUUGGUGAACUGAAGUCCUCAAGUGGCAGCAGAAAAGCUAGAGUUCUUUAUGAUUAUGAUGCGGCCAACAGCAGUGAAUUAUCACUUCUUGCAGAUGAGGUUAUAACAGUGUACAGUAUUCCUGGCAUGGAUUCAGACUGGUUGAUGGGUGAACGAGGAAAUCAGAAGGGCAAAGUGCCUAUUACAUACUUAGAACUCUUAAACUGAAUGACUGGCUUGUAUAAAAACUGCCAGUUAUGGUGAGACCAUAUUUAUAUGCAAUUAACUUUAUAUGAAGCAGGUUUAAGUGUCUUCCAUGUUAUUGUCUUAAUGGAUGAGAGUAUCAGCCAUUAGAAAUGGGCUUUUCUGCCAAUAUUGCAUGGUAAUACUCUUUUGAGAUCUAAGUUGUUUAAAAGCUUUUACUUUGUGCCAAGAUUGUUUCCUACAGAACUUUCUUUCUACUGGAGUUUUCACUAAUAACAAAUUUCUCAUUUUGAGUAAUCAAAACCUGAAUGCAGGAUGAACUGUUUUCUACGGAACUUUUCAUAACAGCAAACUUCUUCACAAACAAUAAAUUGUUAAACAAUGA